AUGGAUGAUUUUGAAAACGAACAAAUACUUACUAAGAAAAGUGUACAACUUCAUAAUGAUAUCGAUUCCUUACUUUCAAAGUUGGAAAGUUUAGUUAAAGCGGUUGAGAUCACUUAUGAAGAUAGACAACGACUUAUUCAAAUCACCACCACGAAAAUCAAUUUAAUUAUAAAUGAAUUUGAAACCAACCCCAAACUUUUAGAUUCUUAUUUGAAAGAUUAUAUUAAUCGAUUAUGUGAUUUAUUUUUAAAUCAAUUGUCAAUUAGAUCUCAAUGUGGUGAAAUCAUUUAUAAUUUGGCUAAAAUUCGACAAAUGAAAAAUAUAAUUUUAUAUUUCCCUAGUGAUUUAUAUUUAAUCAAUAAAAUAAUUUCAAUAGCUGAUAAAUCAACUAAUGAGUUUACUACAUUUUAUGGAUUAUUAUGGAUUUGUAAUUUGAGUUUAUUACCAUUCUCAUUGAAUUCUAUUGAUAUAAAUUUAUCAACAACAAUUUAUAAAUUAGGUAUUGAAAAUUUACAUAAAUAUUAUAAUGGAAGUAAAAAUCAAAUAGUUUCACUGAUUUUAUUAUCGAAAUUAUUAACUAGAAAUGAUUGUACUCAAUUACUUGUGGAAUUUUUCCAAAUCAUGGAUAUUAAUAAUUGGGUUGUUUUAGAUGCAAAAUCUAAAUUGAGUUAUUAUUUAACGGUUAAUAAAUUAUUGAAAAGUCAAAAUAUUAUUGAUGAAAAUGAAUUAUUGAAAAUAAAUCAAUGUAUAAAUAAUGAUUUAUUACAAGUAAAGCAUGUCAAUCCUUCAAAUUUAAAUGUAUUAUAUCUGGUUAAAAUUCUUAGUAAAUUGGCAUUAAAUUAUAUUUCCCGCAAAGAUUUUUUGCAAGUACAAUCAAUCAUUAACAAUUUAAUAAAUGAUAUAUUAUUAGAAACAGGAAAUUUCGAUUAUAAUUUGCGUUAUUGUAUGGCAAAGGCAUUGAGUAAUAUUGUUAAUAAAUUAUCCAAUUAUGCCAUCAAUUAUGAAGAACAAUUGAUAGAAUUUAUAUUUUCCAAUUUAGAUAUUACCGAUAAUAUGAGUAUUUCGAAAAAUCAUACUAUUUUAUUAACAUUAGGAUAUUUAUGUUUGAAUAAAACCAUGCCAAACAAGUAUAUUAGGAAAUUAUUAGAUAUUGUACACACGACAAUGUUUAUAAAGAUAAAAACUACUCAUAGUCAAAGGGCCGAUUUAGGAAAUUGUAUUCGUGAUUCUUCAUGUUUUAUAACUUGGGCUAUAAUUAAAAACCAAAAAUAUCAAAAUGAAUUAAUAACCAUGGAUCAAUUAUCAAUAAUUUUCGUUGAUUUAAUCAAAUUACUUAUAUUUGAUCAAGAAUUACUUUUGAAAAAAUGUGGUAUUGCUGUAUUACAAGAAUUGAUUGGUCGAUAUGGACAAAAAAUUUUCCAAAAUUAUUAUGAGGAUCAAGAAUUAUUGGGUGAAUUUAUAAUCAAUUUUAUGGAAAGUUUUAGUGAUGUUAGACUUCGACAGAAAUGUAUAACUUUUGAGAUGAUUGAUUUGCUUUAUGAUAAAAUUGAUUUGAAAUUUUUAUUAUCGAGUUUAUUAGAUGAAAUAUAUAAUAAUGACGAUCUCAAUGACGAUCUCAAUGAUGAUCUCAAUGAUGAUCUCAAUGAUGUUGAUAUACUUGGUUUAUAUUUACACAAGUUAUUAGUUCAACAAGAUAGUCUAUUAUCUGUUGUUGAAUAUACCUACAAUUUAGAUGAAAUAAAAUUGAAUUUGAUUGAUAAAAAUCGUUGGAAAUAUUUAUAUAAUUUACCUGUGGUUCCAAUUCAAGAAUUAUCAAAAAAAUUUUCUAAUUUUGAAUAUUAUGAUAAUUCACAAUUAUUGAGUGGAUAUUUAACUUUUCUUUUAAACAAAAUUGAAUUAACAAAUUUAGAUUGGGAAAAUUUAUUUCAAAUUAUUAAAUUAAAUGAUGGCAAAUUUGACAAUUAUAUUGGAAGAAUUAUACAGUUGCAAAAUGAUGUACCCAAGGAUUCAUUGUUACAUUUAUUGAUUAAAAAUAAUGUUACUUUAUCCACUACUAUAUUUAAUUUUCAUAAUUGGACAAUUCAAGAUGUUGAAUAUAUUGUCAAUAUGAUAAAGAACCCAAAUAUGGAUAUUGAAAUUAGACGAAAUUUGAUAUAUAACAUUAAUGAUAACUAUACAACUUACCCAAUAAUUGACCAAAUGUACCUGUUGUUUGAUGAUUAUACGUUAACCGUUCAAGGUGAUAUAGGAGGUAAACUACGAUUAGCAAUGAUUGAAUUAGUACAAACUCAUAAUUUAAUGAAUGAAACAAUAAAAUUAAAAUUGAUUCGAUUAUCAGGUGAAAUUAUUGAUAAGAUUAGAUUUUCUGCAUUUCAAUUAUUAGUUGGGGAAGAAACUAUUAAUGGGAAUAAAUAUUGGCAAGAUUGGUUUGAUUAUUACAAGUCUUUAAAUAAUGAUUUGGAAAAGAUUGAAUUUUGGAAAGGUAGUCUUCAUACCAUUGGAAGUUUUAAAGGUGAUCCUAAAAUUAUUAAUAAUGCUUUAACUUAUUUAUUAAUUUAUGAACCACAAAGAGAAGAUUUCAAUAUAUGGUUGAAAUUAUUAGAUAAAUCACCUGAUAAUAAGGAAACAUCAAGAGAAUUGAAAUUGAAAUUAAUGAUUUUACAAACUUUUUUAAAAUUAUUUCAAGCUAAUUAUAAUUUCAAUAAUUAUAUUGAUUUUAAUGAAUUAUAUGAAAAAUGUUAUAAAUUAUAUCUGAAUGGUGGUAAUAUUAAUCGAAUUAGUAUAAUUCUUCGAUUAUUUUAUUAUAUUGCCAAGAAAUCAUUUAAUAAUCCUAAUUUAUUAAUGAAAAUCCAUCAACAAUUUACGAGAUUUUUAAAAGCCAAAUAUUUAUGUAAAUUAAGAUUUGAUGAAAUAUUUUUACAAAUUAUAUUAGAUAAAAAUGGAGAUUUACAACGAUAUGAACAAAUAGAAUGGGGGGAUUUAAGUACUAAUGAUAUAAUAUUUAUCCGAGAAUUCUUAUAA
Molecule: messenger RNA, 3021 nt
Organism: Candida dubliniensis CD36
Lineage: Eukaryota; Fungi; Ascomycota; Pichiomycetes; Serinales; Debaryomycetaceae
Exons: 1
Coding region: 1-3021 (1006 amino acids)
Biological process (GO): post-chaperonin tubulin folding pathway; microtubule cytoskeleton organization; tubulin complex assembly
Molecular function (GO): beta-tubulin binding; GTPase activator activity
Source: RefSeq, a predicted model, not a curated record